GUUGAAAUGUCUCACCAACUUUUCAGAAGAUGGAAAAAUAAAACGUUAUGACUUUACAUGUCGCUUGACAGUUCAAGAACGUGGCAUAAAUGGAACAUCCAGAUGAUAAUACUGAAAAUGUGGUUUUGAAUGCAAGGGAUCUCUAUGUUUUAAUGCGAAAAGGCUGUCGCAUAUCUAGAAAUAUCCGAGCAUCAUGGUUUUUCAAACAUCUCAACUCUGUACUACCAUUCAGCUUACGUCAAGAGGAGGGCGAUGUCUCAGAAGAGUUGUCCGUGGUGUCAGUGGUCCCUACGGAGGAGGGCAUGCAUCUAGACCCAGACAAAACCUACAGCGUGUAUGUGGCCUCCAACACCAUUGUCACCUUCCUGGCUUCACGCUACAAGAUGGUUUUCGCUCUCGAUCUCAGCCCAUCCAUCAUUUCUGUGAAUAUCUCGGAAGGAUGUGUUAUAUAUGAUGAGUUGAUGCUGACAGUGUCGGAAUGCAUGAAUGGACUUGUUAAGCCAUUUCAAAUCCCUGGCAGUUCCAUUGUUAUGUGCCCAGAGUUAUAUGUUACAGUGGUUGUUCAAACUCCAUUGGUCUUGUCCAAGACAAACCAGGUCUUGAUCCAGGGAAUGCUGGUGACCCAGGACAGUGUGGACUUGUUUCUCGAGAUAGUUCAGAAGGAGUUGUCUGCCUUUGAACAUGAGCUGUCUCACACCUUCACCAAAAUUCUCGAUAUGUCUCAGGCAGAGACUAUGAAGUUUGUUGACACCCCAGAAGAUUCUGAAGACAGAACCGAUAUGAUGAAAGAAGACUUGAUAUUUGGACCGGAGGCGGCCUUCGUCAACUUACUGAGAUACGGAAUAUUGGCCUUGCAGCUGCUUCCCGAAAACUCAAGUGCUGCGAUGGUUGUGAUCUCGGACAACAUGGUCGCUCUGCCCGAUGCCAGCCUGUUGGAGUCUCUGUUGUCCCAGCUUCGUAAGAGCACCAUCGCCUGCUCGUUCUUCAAGAUCGGCAGUGCGGGCGCCUGCUGCUUGCAUCACCAGUUUGGACACGUACCACACAUACAGCUGAUGCAGUUCAUAGCAACGGCCACUUUUGGAGCUUAUUUUGGAACUCUUCCCAAAUUGGAGCCAAGUGACAGCAUGGAACCAAAUGUCUACCACAAAGCGAUGUAUUUCUGGAACUUCCAGAAAGGCUUGGAAGGGUUUAAGUAUGAGCUCACAUACCAGAGUGACACGGGCGUUCCAGGAUCGCUUGCAUGGAUACACAGACUGCUGUAUGGCCAUCCUCUAGAGGGCCGAAGCUUCGUGGCAGACCAGGUGAGGAAGAAACACCUGGAGAAAAUUGUUCCUGCAAACAUGGCCAGUGUGCUGUGGGUGCGACUCCGUGAGGGAUACACCAUUAAGGAAAUUGCUGUCACCAAAGAUGGAAGCCAGCUGGAGGUGAAGCUUGUUUUGCCGUGGAGAGAUUACACCAGAAUAGAAUACUACGCUGUGUCUGCCUGGCCUCUCAACAGCAGUCAUCAGCAAACAUCAAUAGAGAUCUGGAUGGAAGGAAAUUAUGAAUUUCAGCAUGAAAUAACAUGCGCGAAUCAAAAUGUUUUCAAGAGCCCAUACAGGACUAUCAACGUAAAGAGAUUCUGGCAGACUCUACAAGGCAUUCGAGAGACUGACCAGUUGUUGGCUCAUCUACAGUCUUUCUUUACAAACCCUGUCUACUACAAAAUACCAGAGAGUAUAAAGAUUGGAAUACCUCUGUUCUACUUGUCGCAGAACUCGCAGACACCAGCUCUUAACUCUCAGCUGAGUACAAAAGACACUGUCCUUGCUCAGUUUGCUUCUUUCUGGAAACCAGUGAUCAUGUUGGAUACCAAUAUUUGGCAAAAGUGGAUGCACACCCACCGAAUUGGGCUGGUGCUGGAGCAUGACAUGCCACUGCCCAAGUAUCUUCACAUUCCCAACUCCAGUGGUAGAUUCAACAACAUCCAGUGUCGCCAAGCCAUCACCUCUCUCAACCUGUCUCUCAGGAACUGGAGUACAUUUGUCCUGAUGGAAAACCAUUCGUACAUCAAGCUGCUGUACAGUGAAGCUGACAAACCACCAUUGUCUUUCUGCGUCCUACGAGUGACAUCUAAACCUCCAUCCAUGGUCCUGCGACUGGCCUUCCUCAGUGGGACUCCAGCAUCAGUCAGAGAACAGCAGAUGAAACAGCUUCAGGGUGAAAUACAGAACCUCAAGUUCCCUCCCCGCGGCCAGCAGAAAACAGACAAAGUGAAGGGAUCUCCGAACUUAAAGGCUGAGAGUUCUCCAGUGAGAAAACCGCCAUUGUUACGAGACUGGUCAGAGAUACACUGUUGUACGGUGCUUGUGAAACCUGUGGAAAAGAUAUUUAUCAGAUAUGAGCGACAGCCCCGAGACAUGCUUCUGCUGGACGACCCGAACAAGGACAUCGUGGUGUCUGGUUAUCACUCUCACCUGCAGAUCAAAAGUUCGAGCAAGUCGGCGGCCAGCAUGUUCAACAUGCUGUCCUGCUACCUGAACCACAAACGCUGGGUGUGGUCCGUCCAGAAGAACUCGAUGAGCACCAUCAACAUGCAGGCCAUCAGUCGGGUUCUCAUGACUCUCGCAAAAAUUCGUCUUCAAGAAGGAUUUCACUUUGCAAUCACGAAGUCUGGCAUUGUCAACAUGGUUUUGGAAGUUGAUAUGAUGGAUCCAGGAGUUGUUGAAGAUGCAGAAAGUGACUCACGUGACAACGCUGAGAAGAAAACUUGUGUUAUUCAGUACAUUAUCUUCCCUCCAUACAACAAGACCAGUCGUAGCAGUGUGUCGGAAGAUGACAUGGAUGAGAUGGAGACUACAGAGGCCGACGGAGAGCUGCAGAUUGUCACUGAGUGCUGGGUGGAGCCACAGUUUGGCGUGUCCCUCAACAACACACCAGAGAGGAAACACCUCGAUGGACUCAACUACAAAGAGAUCGCCAAGGCAUUCUUCCCAGUGGACUGUGAGUGCAUCUCGAGUCUGAUCACGUUUGAACAUCUGAUUGACAUCUGUCAAAACAAUGCUGUCUUCCCCAGUGAUUCAUCUGAUGCUGGGCGAUCAUCUAGCACAUGUCCACCACUCAGCCCGAAACUGUAUCGAAAGCGAGAUGAGAAGAAGAAAGUGGAAUCGUCAAUCCAGUGUAUUCCGUUUCCAUUUGAUCCCCUGUCUCUGCUUCCUCGCUGUCAGCAGGCAGAGCUAUUGUUUUCCACAUUCAUUGUGGGCGAUCAUCCAGACAUUUCCGAAGUCUACGUUGAUCCAAAGAGUUCCAAUGGAUUGCUCUUCUCCAUUUUGUUUGAGAACCUUAUGCCAAGUGAUUUUCUCGGCAGACCCAUUCACGACAGAGAGAUCAUACUCUCAACAGAAGACUGUGUUCGCUUUCUGGAGCUGCUCAAAGCAAGAAAAAGGGACCUCCAUAAGCAUCCUUAUCCUUUUUCUCUGGGAGUGGAUGGUCAAGAUGGUUUCCAUGAUCAGACCGAUUCAACUCUUAAAGAUGAUGACGAGGCACAAACUGAAUCCUCUGCAAGGACUUCAGGACAACCAGUAAAGAAGCCAGAAGAGUCGAGCAAGCCAAGUGUUUCAGAAGAAACAAGGAUUCCCAUGUGGCGGUGCUUUUCUCAAGCCAAAAGCUCCACCCAUCUCUUUCUGACUUUUGUGCCUGCAAGCUUUGAUGAUUUGUUGCUUCUCAAUAAAUGUUCGUUAACAAGUACUUGCAAGGCUCCAAGCCAGGAACAAGAAAGCAGUCAGGAACAAGCUUCUGCCUGCAAUGAGGAUAAACCUCAAGAUGCUGAUGUCAGCCAGUCAGGAGAAGAAGAAUCUGACCAAAGGAGUAAAAGUUAUCACCAUCAUGAUGCCUCUGAAAAUGCUGGUCAAGAUGCUUCUUCAGCUGAAAUACAUGCAGAUGGCACUUCUCCAGUUAAGACUUCAGACCCAUCCAAACCAUCUGAAGCCGAAGACCAUUCACUGCCAGAUAUCAAUGUGAAGAAUCCAGACAGCAACUUGUCCAGUCAGCCACCAGGUCCUCUGAUGGUCCCAGUGUACGUGUAUGACUGCUACCAGUACAACGUGAUGGACUCGCUGGUUAACAAGUGGGGAUUCACGUUAGCUGAGGAUAUCUAUGAGGACAUGUCCUUUGACCUCACCUAUGUGGACAGUGUCAAUGACAGCUACGGCAAGCUGUCUUCCAGUCCACGUGGUCGGCUUCUGUCAUUUGAUGCUGAAGAGGUUUCUUCUGAAGACAGAGAGGAGAGCGACAUUAAUAAGCUCCACUGGAGAUCAUCGGUGGAUCGGAAGUCUUAUGAAAGCAUGUGUGAGGCAGGAGUUUGGGACUUCCGUAGACAUUGUGUUUUGGUGUCUGAAAUCUUCUUUUCCAGUUUCGUUUCAGGUGUUUACAAGAGCCUGCAUCAGAACUACUACAUUGACUGGCACGACGUGAAUGCUGCCAUCAACACUAUAUGUGAGGAGUCGCUGCCCCUGGAGUCAGAGAUGACCUCGUUUCUACUCUCAUCCUGCACCCACUUCCAGCACAUCGUGGACAGUGCCCGGCGAGACCUCCGACACAGCAGCGACGUUGACAGGUCGGCACAGAAACUCUCGGUGCGAUUUGUCGAGCAUGAUGAUAUGGAUGACGGAUCAUCUGAUAAGACGCCAGCCGUUCUUCAGCUUCCUAAAACCUCGUUUACUCUGAACUUCCCUCUGGUUGGAUCCAACCCCUGUGAGACUCAAACGGGCCUUCGUGACCUGGUCAUGGCCAAGUUCAUGGACAUGGUUCAGAAAUGGUUCCGACCGAUCCCGUCUCAUCCAGAUUACUAUUACUUCUAUCCACAGAUUGUGCAGGAAACAUCUAUAUUGGAAUCAUCAACAUCAGGAUCAUCGGAUGUUUUGGAAGAAUUUACUCAGCAAGAUCUCCCAGAAGAUGUUGAAUUCAUCGAUAUUGAAGAAAUAUCCCCAAAAGAAGAGGACCGGGAGCGCACGAAGAGCUCGUCAACUGUAUCGAACGCCAGCUCGGGGGAAGUGUCCUCCAGUCAAUCCGAGGAUGAGGAGGCACUGGUGGGAGACUACAAGGAACAGGAAAACCCACUGUUCAUCCACUUCACAUGCUCCAUGAAGAGUUCCAGAGAUUCACACUUCGCCUCCGUACAGACACUGCCUCAGUGCAUGGUUGAUGUCUGGCGUCAUCUUGACAGUGAUGUCCAUGAACUUGACCUUGCAAGUCUGAAGUUCACCUUUGACAUCAUCUGCAUGACCCUGCCGACUGAACUGGAUGUGCCGCUGCCACGGAAACCAUCAUUCAUCCGUCUGCUGUCCAGUGGCAGUAACCCCCCACAGCCAGCUCAAGAUGGCGACGCAGAGGAAAAUAGCACAUCACUCGUGUUAUCUGACCCAGGGUUGAUAAAUCCAUUCUCUGGGGACCCUGUACAUCAUCUGCCCAGGUCACAACAUUUUGCCAUCAGUCAAUUGAAGGAAGAGAUUGAGUGGCUCCUAUUUGAUGAAAUAACGUCUUCUUUGAGACACAUGCAUCCUCUGAAUUCCGAUGCUCUUCGGUUUGUGACGGAGAACAUCCGGGCUUCUGCAGGGAAACCGUCCUGUGUGCACAACUCUGUGAAACUUGAGUUUGUCUACGGAGCUGACCCAAGUCUCUGUCGCUUCACAGAGGAAUUUGAAAGGAUGCAGAUACCCGGAUACCACCUGACUAAAGAAGGGGAUUUCUACUUUGCCAUUCUGAACAGAGCUCACUUCAGCCACUUCCGAGAGCUUCAGCCGAUCGUGGAUGAGGCGCAGCAGUCGAGUAACAUCAAACAUGCCAUGGCACUGCAGACGGCUCUGGUGGAGCUCAGCAGUAAGGAGGGAACGCCCGCAGAACGGGAAGGCCGGACCACAGAGGCUGACAAGAUGUUUCCGGCCAUAGAAGAGAGGAGCUACAGCCUUCCCAGCAUUCUCCUCAGCAUGGGCACAAGCGAAGAUCAGUCCUCUCCGCUCGCCGUCAGCUCGCCAAAGAAGCUGGAUUCACAGAUUCUUGAAAACAGACAGCGCCAUUCCUCGGACGGGAGGGACAUGAAAGUGAAGACCGAUGCGAGACUUGUGGGUCCGAUGAUGGACCCGACAGUGGAUGACUUCAGACAGCUUCCAAUCCCGGCGUCGUCAAUGCUGGACAUUCCUUUGAAGCAUGACGAGACAGUGGAACAUGCGGAAGGUUUGUUGAAAAAGUCAUCCAGUUUUGGAGGCUCGGGUUUUGGAGGGUUCCCCAUGGUCAUAGGAGACUCGGUGGGUGGAGAACGGCAGCUAGUGAACGUGAUAGCUCCCAUCAGGAGUCAGUUGGCCCUGGAGAGGAACCGACAUUCCUCAGCUCCAUCAGCACAGGGCACUCACCACAGCCUGGUGUCGACACAGCCACAGACACCGUCCUGGAUAUCAUCACAGGGCAGCUACAAUGAAGAUGGGUACGAUGGUGACUCGAGCGAUGCCGAGCUGGAUGACACGGCCUCCACUAGCGAGAGCACUCAGGCCUUUCCUCUGCUGCCACACUUCUGGCUCAUCCUGCAGAUACAUUCAGACAGGGCCGAGAUAUUCUUUCAUGCUAGGCAAAUGGGCCUUAAACGAGAAACUGGGCAUGAAGAAUCAGCUGAGAAAAUUCAACACAAAGAGUUGCUGGAGAAAGUCUGUGAAAAUAUACAGCAGAUUUGCAUGCGCAUUAAUCAGCAACUUCUGUUGAAAGACCUGUAUGACACUAGAAUGUGCAAUUCCCUGCUUGUUCCUGAGGCAGAUGAAGAUGUUCACUGGACUGACAAGAGAACCACCUCUGGACGCUCCAUACAAGACACGUCUGGAGAUGAGGAUGACAGUGAGAUGGAGGGGCAGCCUCGAAGCUACUUGUUUGCUUCACUCACUUUCAAGCCGGGCAAGUUUGCUUGCAACUGUAUCUGGACCAAGCACUUUGUUCUCCAUUCAAGACUGAAAGCAACAACAGCCAAAGGUGUCUCAAAAGGAUACCUUGCACUGAGAAGUGUGCUGAAUAAGUUCUCUGUGAACAACAGGAAAAACAUGUUUGUCAUCCAGGAAACAUCCACAGGAAGUGUCUUUUAUGCCAGAUUGAAAGAGAUUCAUGGAGGUCAUCAAUCAGAUGAAACUGUUUCAUUGGAAGGCAGUUUAAAUAGAGCAUCUUUUCCCUUGGCUAAACAAGAGAGUGAAAUUCAGGACACUGGUACCAUAGAUACCGAUUCUGUGUCAGUAACCUCCACUGUCAGCAGGCUGUCAACAAAGGAAGACGAUUAUCUCCAGCUUCUGGUGUAUGGUAUUCAGGAAAUAGGUCAGGAGAUUCACGAGGACCUGGUGAAGAUUCUACAGAAGAAGCUUGAUGACGCUGUUCUGGAUGCCAUCUCGGUGAUGCUCAGCAGAAACCCCAUGUGUAAACUCAAACCAGAGGAUGUCCACUUCAUCCAGACUCCCAAGCAGGAGCCGACGGAGAUGUUUCAGCUGACGAUCCCGGGCCACGCGAUGAUGUACCUGCUGGCCGUCAUGUACUACCUGCGACAAAACCUGCUACAUUUCCUACACAGACCCAACUACGUGGACACCUCGCCGGACGGCCACUUCAGGGAGUUUGUCCAGGGAAUUUGGUCUGUUAUUCCUUCAGAAAAUGUGUAUCUCUACAUCAAACCUCAAACAGUUGGUGGCAAAGGAAUCGCUUGUAUCAGUUUGAGACUUGUUGAUGGCAUGUGUAAUCCUGUGAAACUGUUGAGCUGUCCACAUCCAUACCGGAGUGCAGCCAAUCACAUCCAGGAUGUCUCUGAGUUCAACUCCCUGCUGGAGAUCACAGAACACCAGGCGAACCACUCCCCUUCAAAACCAGGACCAACAGCUUUGAUCCAGUUCAAGAUCUGGGAGAGAGGUAGUGUUGACAUGAAGACGUUGAAGGAUCGAUUGAUCACUACCAUCAAGCAGGCAUUGUGUGACAUCGUCACGGAGUACAACAUGCUCACCGCUCCAAUCUGUCAAAUCCCUAGACAUCUGCUAGAGUCGUUCCCCUUGCCUGUUUGUUCAGUUCCCACUUCUCCAACUAGUCCCUUUGAUGCAGCUUGUUUUAAAGAUGGACGUCGAACAAUGUUGAGUCGCAAACAUUCCGACUCGUUCCGUUUCAAUCCAGCCAGUAAUCGGCCUGCAAUCCAGUCAGCUUCUCCAUUUCACUCGGUCAAGGAGGCUUCAAUGCAGAAAACAAGAGUCACAUCACCACCACCAGAAUCUAAGUCUGUGACGUUCGACUGGUCGUCUCCAGCACUUGAUGUAGCCAACAUUCAGCCCUCGCCAACCUACACAGACUCGUCUUCUGAGAAAGGCGUCCAGGAGCUUGUCUCACUGUACGAAUGUGGGGAUCGUGGCUCACUCAGCUCAGUCUUCGUGGCCUUGAUCAAGCCGUGGCUUACACACUGUACUAAAUUAGGUCUGCCAUCGGUGUACAAGCUCAAUCUCAGCCUGCUGUGUCACUUCUCGGUGGACUACGUUCUGCAGGAGAACCUGGGCAUAAUCAAUGGCAUCUCCUCCAAAAUCAACCCCAAAGUCUUCAAGCUGGUGAAGAGCCACUCGUCUGGUGAUGGUCUUGUUGGAAAACCAUACCACCCAUGCAGACCACCACUCAGGGCUGCUGAGGACAGCAGGGAGACUUCUCUUGACCUAGGCACAAAGGUUUUGUCGGACAGUGACCACAAGUCUGAGUUUCUGCUCAUUGGUAGAGAUGUGGAGCAGUGGAGACUGUUUGUGCCGUGUGAAAAUGCUGAUGACGUACAUCCCUCUGUGACCAUGCCUGCUCCAAAGACGUUCCAGGCUGUUCAGAAGUUUCUGCCGUACAUGUCACCAGAAGGUGAAGACAGUAAGAGUCUGGAGGCUGGCACUCAGACCUUGUCCCAGGAGUCGUACUUCGUUCCGCGGCAGAAUCUCUUAGUAAUACAUGUUGACGGUUUGCAGCUGUCUGUGUUUGCAUACAACUGGGCAAGUGACCUAACGUCUCAGCUGGAGGACAAGCUGUCGAAGCUGGUCAAGUGGAGCAACGCUCGGGCUCUCAUCCUGCAGAGCAUCAUCAGUCAGAAGAAAGGGCUGUACCACCACGCAGCCUUCGCAGACGUCUCAUACACUCAGGAGCAGAACCAGUUCACCCAGUCGUCCAGUGACAUCGACAGUCUAAUCAAGUACCCGGCCCCGCCACAGAGAGAGACUCAGCGUCGUCACAGCAGCACGUCGACCAAGGACCGCAACCUGUCGCGCAUCAUCAGCCGGUUCCGGCCGUUUGACGAGACGUUCAGGAACCUGCAGCCACCUCGCCCCCUCUACCAGACGAUCUUCUUCAAACUGCCCGACCCGGUUGUCCGACAUGGCAUGCAGACACAGGAAUUGCGUUCACAUCUUAGACAAGACACAGAGAGACUGUUUCGACUUCAGCAGCUUUAUUUCGCCUGGUUGCGAAAGAACAAUUCACCAGUUUCUGAGGACUAUGUGCAUCUACUGAAGUGCUCCUCCCGUCUCUUCCACUACUGUGUGACACCGCUCCUGUUCAGUCCUCAGUGGCGACAGCGAGUCAUUGAGAAAACCAUGGACUGCACUGUCACUAACAUCAAACAGGAGAUGGGGGUCACAGUGACUCCACCACCCGUAGAGAAAGCAGAGGGAUCAAAAUCACGGUCUCGUCACAGUUCUGGUACCUCAAUUGCGAGUCUGCGCAACCGGCGAUCCGACAGCCAGGACCGGAGGAAGGCGUCCAUCACCCCCCAGGACUCCCCCGAGAUCCGCCACAGAUCGGCUCAGGAAGAUUCCUGGCACGUGGAGCUGCGCAGCAGUUUUAUAAAUCAGUACCGGAGCUACCUGGAGGUCCUGGGUUUCGUUGUUAUAUCCGUACAGGAAUCGGCCCGCAAAAGGUACAGCAGCAGCAAGUCGGUGUCUCCCACUGGAAAUCCAGUGACCGACGACAAACUGUCUAACAGAUAUUCUCUCCAGAAGACCUUCACAAGUGGCAUCAUGUUUGUCGAGAUCGGCUUUCGAGAAGAGUACUUCUGUGUCAAGAUGUUUGUCCUCACCUGUAUGCAGAUUGGUAUUUCUGUCAACCAGCAGAUGAACCUGUUGUUUGUUGACGAGUGUGAGAAGUGCAAGGAUCUGAUCCACGUGCACUCGUUUGCCCACGACUUCCACCUGCGCCUCAUCCAGAGGUACCUCAGUGGGGAGGACUGUGUGUUCAGCCACUGCUUUCAUCUGACUCACUUCCUGCAGGACUUCGCCCGCGUCUACCCGUACCCACCAGCGUUCUCUAGAAACUGGUUACAGCAAGACAUCAUCACUAUUCCUGACCUGCCGUGUCCGAGUCAUGAGCUGUAUGACUACAUGUUGAAACAGAUGAAACAGAGAGACAUGCGAGUCAUCCGCAUGGUCGUCUCCAUUGACACGGACUUGGAGCCGGACUACAUCUUUGUGAAGGCGGAUGAAUACGCUUUGGUGAGUCACAAGAAGCUGCAGAAAGAGGCGAAACGUGAAGGGGAGACAACUCGCGAGGACAAGGAUGAGUAUGAUGUUGGUCUGGUAAUUACUCACGACAACCCUAAGGGUCUGCUUCAGAGUGAGUCUGAGAUGAUGACUCUGAGACUCAAGUACUUCAUCAUUCUCACACGAAGCAGAGACUGCUUCCCCAUGAAGACACUAGAGAAGAAACUCGGAGAAUUUAGAUCAGCACUGACAAGGACUUCAUCUUAUGGUCCACAAGAGGUUCCUUCGGGUGGUGAUGACAUGUCUAAACCUGUGCCCGUCAAACAACACCUAUCUGUACGACAAGAGGAUGUCAACUAUCUUGGAUUCUCCAACGUCCACCAGGCUCCCAUCUACGACAUGGUACAGAACGAGGUUCAGGCUGGAAGGGAUAAGAUAGAGCAGAUGGUACAGCUGUCGCGGGUGAAGUGUUCUCUCGACUACCUGUGGAAGAGGAUGCUCAGUAAGGAAGGAGACAUCCGCAAGAAGAAACGCAGUGAGACUGAGGAGAGCAGGGAUGGUAGUUUGAAAAGUUUGAGUUUUGAUGAAUUCAAGGAACUUCUGAGAAUGGUGGCACUGACUCCACUGAGCGAGAUCGACGCCCAGCUGAUUCCCUUUAUGAACAUGUCGUUUGCCUGGUACUACAGCUUGCUGGACGUCCUCAUCUCACGCUACCCAGAUACACACAGAUGUUUCGUCAGUACAGACAAUCAACAGAAAUAUAUUCUUGUUCUGAACCCCAACUAUCUGGAUAUGUUCAUGAUGAUGUCACUGGAUUUCCGGUUAGAAAGAGCGGAACUCUGCAUGGUAUUGCGAGAGCCAUUGCUGAACAAGGAACACACUCCACUGAGUCCCAACCUGCCAGUUCUCAGCAUGCAGACUCACAUAGAGAGUUUCGUCAAUGCGUGUGUAUUCCACACCUGGGCGUCGAUGCUGUAGACUGUUAGACAUACUGCACAAUGUCUGAAACCACUCAGCAUGCAGACUCACAUAGAGAGUUUCGUCAAUGCGUGUGUAUUCCAUACCUGGGCGUCCAUGCUGUAGACUGUUCGACAUGCUGCAUAAUGUCUGAAGCCAUUCAAUGUGCAAUAUUAAUAUUUAUUACCCCAGCAGUAACGCAUAACAGGAAAAAUAUUUUCACAAUGAUUUGACGCUUACAGACCAAUGACCUUGUUGGUAUUAAAUGUUACGUCAUCACGAUUUGGUAAACACACAAAAUUAUGUCACUUUUUUUAAAGAGUUUGCAUUAAUGACUGUUUUCGGUGUUAAAUUUGUAAAAAAAAUAAAAAUUAUUUUAAUGCAAUUCAUUAUAGAUGUUUUAGCAGAAUAAAGAGAAUUUUUGUUUUUGAACAUUAUCUAUGAACGUGAUUAAACAGAACAGUGUGUAAAGUGGCUUACAUCGUUUCUAUACAUGAAGGCCUACGUGCAUGUUGUGUUGAAAAUAAAGGCUUUUAGACAAAAAAUAGCUGUAAUAACAGUAACAAACUUGGUAAACUUUAGCGAGUAACAAAUGAAAAUUAUUUCAUGAGGGACGUAAAUUUGCUAAUAUCUUGUAACUUGUUUAUUAUUCUCUAUUUAUGAACCGAACUUGUUGCAAACUUACAAACAUUGUCAGAGGAAUGAUCUUCAGGCUUUGUAGAUCGUUUCACCAAUCAAAGAUUCUGUAGAUUGACUGUUUAUUUGUAUGUGUUGUUGUUGAAGUUAAACAUUCAUUCCAUCACACUGAAUAUUUUGUUCAAUUUCACAUCGUGAUUCACUACACAAGUUUCAGAGAUCACAACACAAAUUUAAAAUGUUAAA
Messenger RNA from Gigantopelta aegis, 12317 nucleotides. Its product is annotated as KICSTOR complex protein SZT2-like. The record is from RefSeq and is a predicted model, not a curated record. Gene Ontology annotation, cellular component: peroxisome. The transcript is spliced from 64 exons. The coding region runs from base 90 to 11456 and encodes 3788 amino acids. NCBI's taxonomy places the organism in Eukaryota, Metazoa, Mollusca, Gastropoda, Neomphalida, Peltospiridae.